This is a messenger RNA of Nilaparvata lugens (brown planthopper), 850 nucleotides long. Its product is annotated as dead end protein homolog 1-like. The record is from RefSeq and is a predicted model, not a curated record. Gene Ontology annotation, molecular function: mRNA binding. Gene Ontology annotation, cellular component: ribonucleoprotein complex; cytoplasm; nucleus. The transcript has 2 exons. Lineage: Eukaryota; Metazoa; Arthropoda; Insecta; Hemiptera; Delphacidae. The coding region runs from base 137 to 850 and encodes 237 amino acids.
CAAAUUCGCGGGUUUUUGGAUUAGCGUCUUCACGUCUUCAGUUCAGAUUUGACCUUUGAACAUAAUAGUUGAGACAACGCUGAGGUAGUUCUAUACUUUGCAUAAAGUUACUACAUUUUUUGAUUUUACGUUUAGAAUGGGUGAACUUCAUUAUUUUAACGUAGAAGAUAUUUUCGGCGAAUAUUCGUUUACGCGGAUGAACGGGCAACGCAUUAUACGGCGUGUAAAUCUCUUGCAAGACAUUGGAGCAGAUAAUCGAGGGCUGGAAAUAAUUGUUAAGAAUAUUCCGAGUGAAUGCAAUGAGAAGUUCUUGUUCGAAUUGUUUCAUUCAGCGGGAGUUAUUGUUGAAAUUAGGGUGAUGGUUAAACAUGACGAACAAUGUAAGGGAAUAGCUUUUGUGAAGUACCUUACCCCAAAAAUGUGUGAAGUUGCAGUAGCACUUCUGAACGGGUACAAAAUAGGAGGCGGGAGAAGUCUUAUAGUAGAAAAAUCUCUUGAGUUCAACGAACUGGAAUUCGCGGGGAUUCCACCCUCAGUUUCGCUUCGAUGCUUGGAAACGUUUUUCUUUAGCAAAUUUAAAGACGUGAGUGAAAUAAAGGUUUUGAACAAAAAUGAGGAACAGCAAAAAGUUGGCGUUGCAUUUAAAUGCCAUCGCGCUGCUGCUUUAGCAAGGCGACAAUUCUGUUCACAGAAACAAGUCUAUUGGAAGUCUCUCAUCACAGUAGAGUGGCCUGAAUCGACAAAAAAAACGAUGAAGAGGGAUGAUAGGGGAUCAUCUGAUCGUAAUGAGGAGCCACAUCUGAACCUGAAUGUCUGGGAGAACAUUGAGUUCUCAAUGAAAACAAAUUGA